Messenger RNA from Cygnus atratus (black swan), 1284 nucleotides. RefSeq names its product interleukin-5 receptor subunit alpha-like. Gene Ontology annotation, biological process: cytokine-mediated signaling pathway. The record is from RefSeq and is a predicted model, not a curated record. NCBI's taxonomy places the organism in Eukaryota, Metazoa, Chordata, Aves, Anseriformes, Anatidae. The transcript has 10 exons. Gene Ontology annotation, cellular component: external side of plasma membrane. Bases 1 to 1284 code for a protein of 427 amino acids. Gene Ontology annotation, molecular function: protein binding; cytokine receptor activity.
AUGGCACAUAUUACAUUUGUUCCUGUCGUGUUGAUACUAACUUUAUUACAGCAUAAAACACUGUUUUCCACUAGCCUGACAAGUGGACAACCAGACGUAGCGGAUGAGCUUGGGCUACAUAAUGAUCUGCAGAUUACCAAGUAUGAUUCCAGAGUUAUUCUGUCCUGGAACAAUAACCUGACAGAAGAAGAGACAAAGAAGUACAGUGUGAAGUAUAUUUUGAGUUACACAUUCUUCAAUACCUCUUAUGAAAGGAAAGAAAGAUUACAAGAAAAGAAAAAGAUAAUACGUCUUGAGUUACAUUCUGGUUUUAAUGCUAAAGUUAAAACACAGCUUUUUGCAAAAGAAACUGAAGAGCUAAUUAAGGAGAGUGGCUGGACAGAAUGUACUUACAAGGCUCCUCCAGUAUAUAUUCAGAAUCUUUCAUGCAUCAUAUAUAAUAUUUCUUUCUUCAAUUGCACCUGGCACAUUAAAGCGGAAGCUCCUGCACAUAUCCAGAUUUUUUUUUCAUACAGACAGACAGGAAAAUAUUUUGAAUGCCAGCAAUAUAUUAAAAAUGCAAGGAAGAAAAAUAUUGGAUGCCACAUGAAAGACAUAUAUUUCCAGCCAUCAAGAAAAAUCAAAUUAAAUAUAUCUGUAACAGAUCUGAAAAAUAAUUCAAGGGGACUUUCUUAUUACAAAGCUUUUCUACCUCAGAAAAUAGAGAAACUCAACCCACCGAUCAACGUCUCAGUUUCCCUUGAAAACAGAAGUAUUAAAAUUCACUGGAAACCCCCGCCUACCAUUGGUUCAGCAAGUAACAACUGCUUCAUGUAUCAAGUGAAAAUAACAGACCAUAAGAUUGUAGAUGUUGCUGCAGAGAAAUAUGAGUAUCCACUUCACAGGCCAGCAAAGAAAUGUACAGCACAAGUGAGGGCAAAGAAAGAAGUAUGCAUAAGAAACAAGAUAUGGAGUGACUGGAGUGAACCAGUGAUUAUUCAUGAUGAAAAGACAGUGGACAUCAUGCUGCUAAGCCUCACAUUGCUUUGCCUUCUAAUUUUCCUGGGAGGUUUGCUGAUAUGUGCGUGUAGAAGGUAUAGAUGCCUGGAAGUUUUAACCAUGCCUGUUCCACAUCCUACAGAUAAUAUCAAAACUUGGUUAGCUGCAGAUGAGACUCACCACCAGAAACAAACUUCUAUGCAAAUGGAAAUGCACUCAGAGGUUAUUCUGGGAAUACUAGAAGAGAAUGGAGACAACAUUCAACAACAGGGACAUUUGAAGGAAUUUGAAUUAGAAGACCUGUAG